Opisthocomus hoazin is the source of this 842-nucleotide messenger RNA. It is a transcript of the gene ALOX5AP, whose product is annotated as arachidonate 5-lipoxygenase activating protein. Lineage: Eukaryota; Metazoa; Chordata; Aves; Opisthocomiformes; Opisthocomidae. Gene Ontology annotation, cellular component: membrane; nuclear envelope; endoplasmic reticulum. The record is from RefSeq and is a predicted model, not a curated record. Gene Ontology annotation, molecular function: glutathione peroxidase activity; glutathione transferase activity; leukotriene-C4 synthase activity. Gene Ontology annotation, biological process: leukotriene biosynthetic process.
GCAGGGCUGAGCUGCCGCCGAGGCUGCACCAUCCAGCCCGACAGCCUGCUCGCAAAAUGGACCAGGAAACCCUGGGAAGCGUUGUCCUGCUCGCCAUCGUCACCUUGAUAAGCGUUGUCCAGAACGCUUUUUUUGCUAGCAAAGUGGAGCACGAAAGCAAACACUGCAACAGCAAGGGGUUCCAGCGCCCGGGAUCCUCCGCCUUCGACCGUGUCUACACUGCCAACCAGAACUGCGGACACACGUACCCGACGUUUCUGGCCAUGCUUUGGUGCGCUGGCCUCCUCUGCAGCCAAGCUCCUGCCGCCUUUGCCGGCCUGAUGUACUUGUUUGUGAGGCAGAAGUACUUUGUGGGCUACCUCGGGGAAAGGACUCAGAGCACUCCUGGUUACUUGUUUGGAAAGCGCAUCAUUUUGUUCCUGUUCCUCAUGUCCGUGGCUGGAAUACUCAACUACUAUCUCGUCUUCUUUUUCGGAAGUGACUUUGAAAUGCACAUAAAAACGAUAACCAGCGCGAUCUCUCCGUUGCUGCUCAUCCCCUAGCUCCCCACCGCACGCAGGGGGUCAGCCUGCUUCACGUAGCGCUACCCAGGAGCAGCCAUAAUUCAACUGUUUAAGGAAUGAACCCGUAACCCUUUUAGACUGCUGUAAAUCUCAUGCUUGAUGGGCUUUGUCGUUUGAUUUAACCUUGCUUUUUCCUUCAGGAAAAAGAUUUAUUGUGAGCACUCGGCAUGCCCAGGGAAUGGUAACAACUUUCAGUUAAUUCUGUAGCGUUUUUUCCCUAAACUGCAGCUUGCAAGCUGAUUGUGGACUGGAAGAGACAUUGUAAGCUUGCUUCACAAC